Messenger RNA from Sordaria macrospora k-hell, 1491 nucleotides. RefSeq lists its product as uncharacterized. Gene Ontology annotation, cellular component: COP9 signalosome. The record is from RefSeq and is a predicted model, not a curated record. Gene Ontology annotation, biological process: ubiquitin-dependent protein catabolic process. NCBI's taxonomy places the organism in Eukaryota, Fungi, Ascomycota, Sordariomycetes, Sordariales, Sordariaceae.
AUGGACCGACGCCUUUCGGUCCUGACGGCCUUCCCGCCGGCCGCUGGGAUUGAUAACGAGGAAUACUACAAAGAGAGCCAGCAACAUGCCAAGCGGGUGCGAGAACUCAUAAAAGACAACGCGCAGUGGAUAAGGGAGUCCGCCGAUGAUAUUCUCAAGCAUGUCAACCCCGCCGUCCAUUCCCUCUCAUAUCUUAUGAUCCUCGAUUAUCUACUACAGGCUUCCGGGCGGGCCUCUCAGCAGGCACACGAGAGCUUGGCAUCAUACAUGACCGAGUUCUUCCUCCAGUUCGAUGCUCGCCAAAUACGGUGUACGGGAAGCAUUUGGUCAGACAUCCUCAAGGAGGUGUAUAAUGAACACAGCGUGUUUCCUUCUUCCAUUGCCGUUGAGGUGGUCACUGCUGCCCUCCUAAGACUUGAUCCUUCAGGUUCUAUGCUCACAUCCCACCACUGCCACCUCGUCGAACUGGCAUACAGCACCGGCAAUGUAGGACCGGUAUUGCCUCUUAUCCAGAAACCCAUCAUCUACAUGCCGGCCAAGGGCAUGUCGACAACCCAGCCCCUUUGCGACAUGUCUCUACCGCCACCGGCAUACAUCAACCCUGAUAGCCAGCUCACCGACGCUCUCACCAGCUUCGCGGUGCUUCAGUACGAUUUUCUAUGCGGCCUGUGCUUCGUCGAGCGCCGCAUGUGGCAGCAAGCCUUCGAUGCCUUUGAGCGAUGCGUCACAUAUCCGACGCGAGAUGGCGGUUGCAGCAAGGUCAUGACAGAAGCAUAUAACAAAUGGAUCCUUGUCGGCCUGCUCCUGACCGGAAAGCCGCCAACACUACCGGAAACGACUUCACAAGCAGCAAAGAAGAUUUUCGCAACCCAGGGAAAACCCUACAAGUUAUUCGCUCAAGCUUUCAAGGCAGACAAUGCCGGGGAUCUAACCCGCGAGUUUCAAGUUCUUAACGCCGAGCUCUUGCCCAACGAGGGCAACGUCGAGCUCGCAAAGCUGGUGCUGGCCCACUACCAGCGGUGGCAAAUUAUCAACCUGCGCAAUGUCUACACUAACAUCUCCCUCGACAAGAUCCGCGAGCGAACACAAAGUGCCGAAACGGGCGCGCCCCUACCGAGCGUAGAAGCGGUAGGCCAGCUCUUGCAAAGCAUGAUCGCCGACGGGAGUCUCCAGGGCGCCAUCGAGCGGCCCACAGACGGCAGCCCUGCCUACCUGACCUUCUUGUCGGCGCCCGCACAAGGUCUCUCAGAGGUAGAGUUUUCGGCCAAGGUGAACAAGGUAGCGCAGGGCAUCAAGGCUCUGCAGCCCAUCAUUGAGGCGACCAACAAGCGCCUGGCCAGCAACCGCGAGUACAUCAGUCACACGGUCAAGCGACAGCUUGACGCAGCUCGCGAACACAAGCUGGGUCUUCAGAUCGCAGGUGGCGGGUUUGAGGAGUCGUUCCACAUCGAGGAGGAGGAGGAUCUGAUGAGUGGUCUCCCCGUCCAUUAG